Messenger RNA from Cannabis sativa, 1230 nucleotides. RefSeq lists its product as uncharacterized. The record is from RefSeq and is a predicted model, not a curated record. The transcript is spliced from 6 exons. Lineage: Eukaryota; Viridiplantae; Streptophyta; Magnoliopsida; Rosales; Cannabaceae. The coding region runs from base 124 to 933 and encodes 269 amino acids.
CCUCAUCUCCUUUUGCUACACGCAAUAACACCAAACCCAAACCCAAGCGGUCAUUCUUCCAUUCCUUUCAUUCUUCUCAAAAUUCUCUCUUUCUUCUUUCACAUAACCGAAUUAACGAUCGCCAUGGGUGGCCACGGAGCUAUCGAGGUAGCCAAGACAGUCAUGGAGGUCGCCGACGUUGCCUGGACCGCCAUGGAAACCUGCCACAAACACCGCCACCACAACGACUCUUCCGAUGAGCCCAUUCAACACGCUUCUCCCGAGGAAGAAUUGGAAUAUCUCAGAUCCGAGAAUCAUCGAUUGAGGGACUUGCUUCACCAGAAUAUCAAGCUUCUUCAGAAUCUUUCUGAUUCUCCUUCUUUGUUGAACGAUUGCCCUCCAGAUUUGUAUGCUCGUUUAGUUGCUACUGUGGAUUCUGAGAAGUUCUUGGCUCGUAUCAAAACCCUCCAGCUCGCUUCAGCCAAAGGAGAUGGAUAUGAAUUUCCUUUCAAGGUUGCCACAGAAAAUGAUUUGCAGGCAGCUGAAAUUCUUGUGAAUGUUGACCAGAAAGAACCAAGUUGGUGGGUUUGGGUGACAGAGGACAUGGUUUCAAGCAAUGUUGAGGAACGGAGUGGAAUCGAUGACGACAGUUAUGUAGUUGUUAGCGAGGAGCACGUGGUGGAUGGUGUUGCAAACUUCAUUGCGAAAUGCAUUGUCUCGAACCCAAAGGCUCAGAAAAUGACACCAGAAGAAUUACAAAAGACCAUGACAAAAGCAUUAGCUAGCGUGAGUAAACUGACCCAGAUGUUCGAAAUUUGGCAUGCCGGGAAAUUGUUUUAUGCCUUGGCGACCUGGGGACUUGCUCUGACCGGAUUAUACCAGACUCGUGCUGUGUUGAAAAUCGUGGCAAUGGGUGUUCAUACAACAAGCAAAGUUGUGAUGAGGGCUCUAUGAAGAAGAUGGUUGUUCCUCAUCUGUGAACUAUUUGUAAAUUGUGUUGUAUUUUCAGUUUAUGCAAAUUGGGGUUUCAAAUUGAUCAAACUCCAACUUAAUAUCUUCUUCUUCCAAGUGAUGUAAAUAUUUGUAAAUAAAUGUGUUUUAUGAACUCAACUUUUUAUGUAACUCUUGUGAAAGUGGUUGAUAAUGAUGACAUUCACCAUAUGAGUGCAUAUUAAGGGUCUAUCAUCUUAAAUCUUUUGGUGCUGUUCUAAAAUAUUAUGAAAAAUAGAUUUGAAUUGAUUUGUUUUCCUA